AAAAUUUCCCUCAAUGAACUUGAUCGAUGAACUUGUGGAUAUAUAAUAUGAGCUUACAGUUAUUAUCGAUAUUUUAGCAAAAUCGAAAUUCUUUGUAACGGAAACGUAGCGAAGUUCACGUAUUACGUGUACAAUUGUACGUAACAAAUUCGUCGUAAUGUGGACAGCGAUCAAAUUUAGAUAACCCAUCGUUGAAUACCAUAUAAUGAAGAAAGAAGGCUAGGAACAAAAGGGAGACGAAGUUGGGAGACAAAACAGUGGUCGUAAGGUGUAAUAAUCAUCAAACAAAAAGUUUGACACACCAAUGGCCUAUCAAACUUUUCGGCAGGAGUACCUGCAAAUGCCUGUGGUAACACGAGUUUAUACGACAGCUUGUGUCAUCACAACUCUUGCCGUGCAAUUAGAUUUAGUUUCGCCGUUUCAACUGUACUUCAAUCCCAUUUUAAUAAUAAAACAAUAUCAGUUAUGGCGUCUGAUAACGACAUUUUUAUUCUUUGGGAAUAUUGGUUUCAAUUUUUUCUUCAAUAUGAUUUUUACAUACCGAUAUUGUCGAAUGUUAGAAGAAGGAUCUUUUCGAAGAAGGACAGCUGACUUUGUAAUGAUGUUUAUUUUUGGGGGUAUCUGUAUGAUUACAUUUGCGUUUUUUGUCAACUUAUUGUUUUUGGGACAUGCAUUUACAAUCAUGUUAGUCUACAUAUGGUCACGACGUAAUCCAUUUGUGAGAAUGAAUUUUUUUGGAGUUCUAAACUUUCAGGCACCAUAUUUGCCAUGGAUACUUCUUGGAUUUUCUAUACUGCUAGGUAAUGCUAUAUGGGUAGAUCUUGUUGGGAUGGCUGUUGGACAUAUGUACUAUUUUGCUGAAGAUGUUUUUCCACAAAUAAGAGGAGGUUUUCGUAUUCUUCAGACUCCACAAAUAUUAAAAACAUUGUUUGACGCACAUCCAGAAGAUCCAGAUUACACUCCACCACCUGAAGAUCGACCAGGUGGUUUUAAUUGGGGUCAAGGAGCUAUGUUAUAAUUAUUUUUUCAUCUCCCUAUUUCCACGAGCCAUCCAUUGUUAAUUGAUAUAUCAAGUAAAUUUAUGAAUUUAUAUACAUUUGUGAAAUUUGAAUUUUGUUUUGCAAUUUUUACAAUUACUAACAAAGAUAAAGUGAUUUGAGCAUACACAUCUAGAUAUACGAAAUAUCUCGUAUAUACUGACUGUAUUACAAAGACUUCCAUCUGCUACCAGGGGUUACAAUUUUUUUCAUGAAAUGAUUGUGAUAGUCUCUAUACACAAGAUCACUUGUUUAUUAAAAUAUAUGUAUUAUAGAAGCAAAGAUCAAGAAUGUUGAAAUCAUUUGUAGCGAUACUAUCUUGGUGGAAGCAUUUAUUUAUACUAGCACUAACAUAACAUAAAUAAUAUUUCCAAAGUACAAAUCACAUUAAAUGUAAAGUGAAGAGACACUACAUAUUAUUUUAAGUUUAUUUAUACUUAUCUUAAAUGUUAAUAUAGCUCUGGACUAGAUACAUUAUCCAUAUGCUCAUAAUUAUUUUACUGCAAUAAAAAUCGACCGUUACCAAAUGAAGUAGUAAUAUUAUCAAUGAUUGUUACUUUUAAUAAAAUACGAGUCAAACUGUA
Messenger RNA from Vespula pensylvanica (western yellowjacket), 1621 nucleotides. It is a transcript of the gene Der-2, whose product is annotated as derlin-2. Lineage: Eukaryota; Metazoa; Arthropoda; Insecta; Hymenoptera; Vespidae. The record is from RefSeq and is a predicted model, not a curated record. Gene Ontology annotation, molecular function: misfolded protein binding; ubiquitin-specific protease binding. Gene Ontology annotation, biological process: endoplasmic reticulum unfolded protein response. Gene Ontology annotation, cellular component: Hrd1p ubiquitin ligase ERAD-L complex; endoplasmic reticulum membrane. The transcript is spliced from 6 exons. Bases 305 to 1018 code for a protein of 237 amino acids.